This is a messenger RNA of Trematomus bernacchii (emerald rockcod), 2337 nucleotides long. It is a transcript of the gene prkg1l, whose product is annotated as protein kinase cGMP-dependent 1, like. Gene Ontology annotation, biological process: protein phosphorylation. Gene Ontology annotation, molecular function: cGMP-dependent protein kinase activity; ATP binding. The record is from RefSeq and is a predicted model, not a curated record. Bases 32 to 2083 code for a protein of 683 amino acids. The transcript is spliced from 20 exons. Lineage: Eukaryota; Metazoa; Chordata; Actinopteri; Perciformes; Nototheniidae.
UCCCUCAGCCCCGGAAAGGCUGCAUCUGGUAAUGGGUACACUUCGGGACCUCCAGUUUGCCCUGCAACUAAAGAUUGAGGAGCUUCGCCAGAGGGACACACUCAUAGAUGAGUUAGAGUUGGAGUUGGAUACAAAGGAUGAACUCAUCCGGAGACUGCAGGAAGAACUGGAUCGGUACCGAGCAUCCGUCUCCCUCCCAGGGUCCUCUGCAGCCAGUGCAGCUUGCUCAGUUCAUGGUGAGGACUUGCAGAGAGCCAAUAGGAAAACAGUCAUUUCUGAACCCUUCAGUCUGGACCCAGUGACUCUCGCCAUGGUUUCACAAAGAAUCUGUGAUAAAAGCAAAGAGUCUCAGAGGCUGAUUCAGGCAGCGUUUUCAAAGAACGCCUUGUUGAAAAACCUUGACGAAGGAGAAGUCAGAGCCAUCACAGCCUGUAUGUGUCCCUCCACCAUCAAUCAGGGCUGCUAUGUCGUUCAGGAGGGGGCCUGGGGGGCUCAGGCUUACGUUUUAGAAGAAGGGCGCCUGGAUGUGACAAAAGACGGAUUGAAGCUUCUCACGAUUAAGCCAGAAGACAUGUUUGGAGAGCUGAGUCUUCUCUACAACUGCACACACACCUACUCUGUCUCAGCGCAGACGGACUGCAAGCUGUGGGUUAUUGAUCGCAAAAGCUACCAGACUAUACUUAUGCAGAGCGGUCUCAACAGCCUUUCUCAUUCGAUGGAGCUGCUUAGCAGCAUUCCCUUCCUGCAGUCUUUGCCGGAGGACGUCAUCAUGAAAAUGUCUGAUUUGAUGGAGGAGACACACUACAAUGAAGGGGACUACAUCAUUCGACAAGGGGCCACAGGAGACACCUUUUAUAUCCUUACCAAAGGCCAGGUAAAUGUGACGGAGAAGAAGGCCGGCCAUGAAGAGCAGAUUGUCCUUUCUAAGCUGUCUGAGAGAGAGUGGUUUGGAGAGAAAGCUCUGUGGGGAGAGGAUGUUCGCACUGUGGAUGUGGUUGCUGCAGGUGAAGUUACAUGCUUGGUCAUAGACAGGGAGACCUUCAAAGACAGCCUCGGUGGGUUGGUAUUUGACUGCAGUCAUGAGGUGAAGCAAAGCCAUCAAUCCAAAAUAGAGUCAGAAAAGGGCCCUGAUCUCGUCUCAUCUUCCACUUUAAGUGAUUUCCAGAUCGUCUGUCCCCUAGCCGUUGGGGAGUUUGGUCACGUAGACCUGGUGCAACUAAAGAGCAACAUCAAGUGUCUUUAUGCCAUGAGGGUCCUUAAAAAAAAGCUGAUACUCAACAAUGGUCAACGAGAGCACAUUCUGAGAGAAGGGCGCAUCCUAUUGGAGGCUCAUUGUCCAUUCAUAGCCAGGCUUCAUAAAACCUUCAGAGACACAGAGUGCCUGUACAUCCUGACAGAAGCUUGUCUUGGUGGGGAUUUAUGCAACCCACUUAAAGAUAAAGGAUGUUUGGACGAUUGCAGCGCCAGGUUUUACACGGCUUGUGUUGUUGAAGCCUUGACCUUUCUUCACUGUCGAGGUGUCGUCUAUAGAGACAUCAAGCCAGAAAAUGUUGUUCUGGAUGAGCAUGGUUAUGCCAAACUGAUUGGAUCCAGAUGUCUGAAGAAGGUAGAGGUGGGUAAGAAAACCUGGACGUUCUGCGGCACGCCGGGCUACAUGGCACCUGAAAUCAUCUUGAACAAAGGCCAUAAUACUUCUGCAGACUUCUGGUCUCUUGGCGUUUUAGUGUUUGAACUUCUGAGUGGUUGGCUCCCGUUCAGCGACGCUGACCCGCUAAAUAUUCUCACUGCAACCAUUCGUGGCAUCGAUCAGAUCGACUUCCCUAAAACCAUCAGCAAAAGUGCCUCAAGUCUCAUCAAGAAAAUGUGCAGGAGCAAUCCCUCGGAGAGACUGGGCAGCCAGAGAAACGGGGCCAAGGACAUUCAGAAGCACAAAUGGUUUGAAGGAUUCAACUGGGACGGACUCUGUAAAGGCACGCUAAGCCCUCCAGUUAUUCCCAAAAUUAAGGAUCCUGUGGACAGCAGUGCAUCGUGCAGUCAUUACACUGAGGGAUCUGAGCUGUGCACAAACUGGGAUGAUUUCUGAUCCGUCUCACAAUAUUCCAUCACUUUCAAGUCUAUUCCUCACUCACUCAGUCUUAUUGCUAUCAAUAAUUGAUUAUAUUUUCAGACACAAAAAACAGAUUUUCCACAGUAUCAGUUUCUGCAGAUAUUGUUUGAUAAAUGAACCACGCUGCCUACUGUGUUGAGCUCAGACUGUUUGCGAUGUACACUCCUUGUAGAUUUAUAAACAUAGGACCUCAGUGUUGUCACUUCUGUUGAAUGUAUGUCAAUAAAUAU